Molecule: messenger RNA, 231 nt
Organism: Lichtheimia ornata
Lineage: Eukaryota; Fungi; Mucoromycota; Mucoromycetes; Mucorales; Lichtheimiaceae
Exons: 1
Coding region: 1-231 (76 amino acids)
Source: RefSeq, a predicted model, not a curated record
AUGAACUUCAAGCUAUCCGUUUUCCUGGCUCUCGUCAUUUGCACGCUUUUGGUGACCGCUGCACCACCUCCCAAUCAAGAUGCUCCGAUAGCCAUUGACAAGAGCAGGUUUAACAAUAUGCUAGCGACUUGUGGCUUCUCGUGCAGCAUGGCACCACAAGGCGAAAAGUCUGUCAAAGCAUGUAAUGACAAGUGCAAGAAUGAAGUGAAGGCAAAAUACAAGCCAAAAUAA